UCCGCUAUUCUUUUUUUCAUGAAUACAUUAAACCCUAAAACAACCAAAACUUGGCGGAAUGGUCUCUUGCAUGGCUUACGAUUGAGUGAAUACGAUCUAAAAUUCAGCUCUCUCAGUCUCAGAAUUUAAGGGCCCAUCUUUUAACAGAGGGAGAAUAGAUGAUAACAUAAGUUUUUCUGGUUUCAUUCAAGCUCACCUCUUGCCUUUUCCAUUUUCCUUAAUUCAAGAUAUGGGUAAGCUUAAUCCUUCUUUACUUUUUACUUCUAUUGUUAAUGGUGGAAAGAAUCUUUCUUAUUUCCGCUCUCCCUUUUCUCGUUAUUUUAGCACCUCUGCUACCCACGUCAGUGCGUUUAGUAAGAAUUCCAUUUCUGUAAGGGGGAAGAGAAAGAAGUAUGAUGGCCUCCAUAAUGUUGAUGAUGCUUUGAAUAUGUUUUAUAGGAUGAUUGACAAGUACCCAAUGCCUUCAACUGUGGAAUUCAAUAGAUUAUUAGUAGCCAUUGUUAGAACGAAACAUUAUGCCGUUGUUGUUUCUAUGUAUAGCCGAUUACAAUUACUAGGGGUUUCUCAUGAUGUUUAUUCUUUCAACAUCUUGAUUAAUUGCUUUUGUCAAUUAGGUUAUAUUGAUUUUGGGUUUUCUGUUUUGGGUAAAAUGUUGAAGCUAGGUGUUGAACCUGAUGUUAUAACUUUGUCCACUUUGCUUAAUGGACUUUGUAAGCAAAGUAAGAUUUCUCAGGCUUUGAGUUUGUUUGAUGAUAUGAUUGGAAAAGGGUAUCAACCUAAUUUAAUUGCUUACAAUACAAUACUUAAUGGGUUGUUUAAGACAGGGAAUAUGAAAAGUGCUGUUAGGUUUCUGAGGAUGAUGGAAAAAAGAGGUUUCGAACCCGAUAUUGUAGCAUAUAACACUGUCAUUGACUAUCUUUGCAAGUGUGGGUUACAAAAUGAGGCUCUAGAUCUCUUCUCCCAAAUGAAGGUUAAGGGCAUUACACCAAAUAUGGUUAGUUAUAGUUGCUUAAUUCAUGCUAUGUGUAAUUCAGGCUUGCAAAAGGAGGCAACAAGGCUUUUGAAUGAAAUGGUGGAUAAAAAUAUUUCACUUGAUAUUUUCAUGUAUAAUAUGUUGAUUGAUGCACAUUGCAAGGAGGGGACAAUUUCUGAAGCUGUAGAUACCAUUGACACAAUGAGAAAGCAAGGCAUUGAGCCUAAUGUUGUUACGUAUAGUAUAUUGGUUGAUGCACAUUGUAAGGAAGGGAUGAUUCCUGAAGCUAAAGAUAUUUUUGAGACAAUGAUAAAGCAAGGCAUUGAGCCUAAUGUUGUCACGUAUAGUAUAUUGGUCGAUGCACUUUGUAAGGAGGGGAUGGUUUCUGAAGCUGAAGAUAUUGUUGACACAAUGAGAAAUCAAGGCAUUGAGCCUGAUGUUGUUACCUAUAAUGCAUUGAUAAACGGCUAUUGCUUGCGAAAUAAAAUGGAUAAAGUUAGAAGUGUAUUUCAGUUGAUGAUUAAGAAGGGUUGUGUUCCUGAUAUAUGUAGUUUCAACAUCAUGAUCAACGGAUAUUGUAAAGCUAAAAGGUUGGGCAAAGCAAUGGAACUCUUUCACAAAAUGGCUCAAAAAGGACCAAUCCCUGAUACCAUCACCUACAGCACUCUUAUGCAAGGAAUGUGUCGAUUAGGGAGAAUUUCAGCUGCAUAUGAACUUUUGGAAAAGAUGCUUGCUUCUGGGCAAGUUCCAAAUCUAAUGACCUGUUCAAUUUUGCUGGAUGGUUUAUGCAAAAGAGGCAAACUCAAAGAAGCAUUGAAUUUUUUUCAAGCAAUGCGGAACAGUGGGCUGAAACUUGAUAUUGUCUCUUAUAAUAUCCUUAUUGGUGGCUUGUGCAAAAUUGGGUAUAUCGAAGUUGCGAAGGAAGUAUUUCGUGAACUUUCAGUCAAUGGUUUAAAACCUGAUGUUUACUCAUAUGCUAUAAUGAUUAAUGGUUUUUGUAGAAAGGGAUUGUUGGAUGAAGCAUACCAAUUGUUUAGGAGUAUGGGAGAUAAUGAUUGCUUGCCUAAUAGUUGCUGUUAUAAUGUAAUGAUCCAAGGGUUCAUCCAAAACAACUAUACCUCAAAGGCAACACAACUUCUUACGGAAAUGGUCGAUAAGGGCUUUUCUGCAGAUUUAUGCUCUGCCACCUUAUUUUUGGAUCUCAUCUUACGAUAUGGUAAAUCAAUCUUGAUCUAAUAGUGUAAAGAUUGUCACUUUUGAAUGUGAAUAAAUUUUUUCAUAACCAAUUGUAUUGCUGUGAUAAGUUGAAGAGUUUCUGGAAACUACAGUGAGUGAGUUUAAGGUCUACUUUUAGUUUAGUUGAUGUACUUUAAGGAUGAAAGAAACAGAUGAUAUACACCAUGUUUCAUUUACAACACUAAUUAAAAUGGAGAUCGACCUUGUCUUUUUAUUUUUUA
Gossypium raimondii (Peruvian cotton) is the source of this 2430-nucleotide messenger RNA. Its product is annotated as pentatricopeptide repeat-containing protein At1g12300, mitochondrial. The record is from RefSeq and is a predicted model, not a curated record. Gene Ontology annotation, molecular function: protein binding. The transcript has a single exon. Bases 230 to 2209 code for a protein of 659 amino acids. Lineage: Eukaryota; Viridiplantae; Streptophyta; Magnoliopsida; Malvales; Malvaceae.